Molecule: messenger RNA, 1482 nt
Organism: Carcharodon carcharias (great white shark)
Lineage: Eukaryota; Metazoa; Chordata; Chondrichthyes; Lamniformes; Lamnidae
Product: E3 ubiquitin/ISG15 ligase TRIM25-like
Exons: 4
Coding region: 1-1482 (493 amino acids)
Molecular function (GO): zinc ion binding; protein binding
Source: RefSeq, a predicted model, not a curated record
AUGGCAACUGCUGCAUCUCAGCAGUGGUUAGACGAGGAGUUAACCUGCUCCAUCUGCCUGCAGAUCUACACCGAUCCAGUGACACUGGCCUGUAAGCACAGCUUCUGUCGCCCCUGUAUUGAAGAGUCCUGGCCGGAGUCGGGCUCUGACCCUUCCAGUUGCCCCGAGUGCCGAGCAGGGGAGCGGGCCCAGUCCCCUGUGCAGAGAAACUUCAAACUGGUCAAGGGGGCUGGCGGCUACCUGGCCCUGGAGAGAGCUCAGAGCGGGGUCCUGUGCAGUUACUGCAUCCGCACACAGCAAGCAGCUGUCAAAACCUGCCUGAAAUGUGAAGCCUCCAUGUGUCCCAUUCACCUGAAACUGCACACGGGCAACGGUGUCUUUAAAAAUCACCCGCUGGUAGAUACAUCGACAGAUCUGUCUGCAUGGAAAUGCACGGAACACGAGAGACUGCUGGACAUUUACUGCAAGGAUGAUCAAGUGUGUGUCUGCACACUCUGCACUCUGAUCGGGAAACACAAGGACCACCGCUGUGGUAGCAUCAGUGAAGGGGAGAAGGAACUGAGGAGUCUGAUAACAGAAACAAAGAGAGAAGUGAAGGAGAAGUAUGAUGCGUUGAGGAAACAUAUUGAAAAUGAAGAGCGAGAUGUUUUCUUAUGUCUGGAUAAGGAGCAGAGCCGCGUGACAACAGCAAUUGACACGCACAUCCGAAAACUGGAAAAAGAAAUUAAAUUCUUUGAAAUGUGUCAGGUCAAUCUCACAGGCCUUUCACAGAAGAAGGAAAAACUUGCAUUUAUACAGGAAUCUGAAGCCGCAGCACAGGCAUCAUCAACCAUGUCCUUUGCGGGAUUAGUUUAUUUCAGCUCGGUUCAGACAUAUCGACAGACUUUUGCAGGGGCAGAACGGCAGAGAUCAGUGACACAUUUCUUUCUAUUCACAGAUGGACAGAGGUUGACCCCGGACCUCAACACGGCCCACGCCCAGUUCAUCCUGUCUGAUGGUAACAGGACUCUGAGUCUAUCACACAAGAGGCAGCCGCUACCCAAGAACACGGAGCGGUUCGACUGCUGCCAGCAGCUGCUGUGUGCCGAGGGAGUGAAGGCCGGCCGCUCCUACUGGGAGGUGGAAGUGGGGGGAGACAGCGGCGUGUGGAAAGUUGGGCUUUGUUACAGGAGCAUCAGCCGCAGGGGCAAGGGAACCGAGUGUUUACUGGGGAGGAACUGCAAGUCAUGGUGUCUCUACUCGUUGGUGGGCUCUAUAUUGGCCCUUCAUGAUGACCAUGACACCAAGCUGACUGUGGGGAAUAUUUCCAGGGUGGGAGUAUACGUGGAUUUUGAGGCUGGAACAAUCUUGUUUUACAGUGUGUCUGACAGGAAGCUCACCCUGGUACACACCUUCCAGGAGCAAACAUUCACUGAAGCUCUUUACCCUGCCCUGCAGAUUGGUGACUUUACCACAUCUCUGUCCCUAUGUACACUUAAAUAG